Meloidogyne enterolobii is the source of this 464-nucleotide messenger RNA. The record is from the annotation of a GenBank genome assembly. Lineage: Eukaryota; Metazoa; Nematoda; Chromadorea; Rhabditida; Meloidogynidae.
UUUUAAGAAUAAUAGUGAAUAUUCACAUGAUGAAAAGUUGCUUAAAUGGGCAGAUUAUUCACUUACAAAAUCUGUCGUUGCUUAAAUGGACAGAUUAUUCAUUUACAAAAUCUGUCGUUCACUUCAAACGUGUUGCAUUAACAAACGUUGAAUUUGCUUUGUUAAUAGCUAUUAUUUUUACAAAACCUGAUGCUGAAGGCAUGUCUGUUGAAGGAAAGGACUUAAUUUAUAACGAAUCUGUUAAAUAUACAAAUAUUUUACUUCGAUAUAAUCAACGAAGAUUAGGUUUAAUUGAAGGGGCUCAAAGAUUGGAUGAAUGUUGUCGACUAAUUUGUCGAAGUAUUGAAAAUGAUUAUACUUUAAAGUUAAUUAUCUCUCAUCAACUUAAAUAUUAUUCACUGGGUGUAGAUUACUACUUUAAAUGCCCAAACUUUUUAAAAAGAAUUUUGGAAAAAACUGAUUAA